AUGGUUACCAUAAUCGAUUUAAACGACGAUUGCCUUUUAAACAUUUUAAAUUACCUAAGUCUCAGUGAUCACAUAAAUUUAGCAAAAUCCUGCUCGAGGUUUUACGAAAUCAUAAUGGAUCAGUCUAAGGCUAUAUAUCCGGCAUUUCAUCACAAUAAACCCGUGUUAUAUUAUACAAACUCUGCUGUGAAACUAUUCAUGGUUCUGGAUAACAAUGUCAGGACUCUAAGCGUGAUCCAAGGACAUUACCAAGAUGAAGAGGAACUCGGUAACGCCGUUCGGGACUUUCGGAUACUCUCGCAAGCCAGAAAGAAAAUUGAUUUGCAAAGUUGCUGGAAAGAUUGGCCCCAAAUCGAUGACAUGUUCCGAUUUUCCUCAUUUUACAGUCGGGACUAUUUGAGUGUUAAUAUACCAUCUUGCCUGUGCUACAUGGAGGAAGUCUUUCGACUUAUGCCCGACUUGCGGGAAUUGCGAGUUUCCGGUUUUGCCAAGUGCUCCGAAAGUGUUUCAGUAAUUUCAAGAUGCUUUCCCCAGCUGGAUAAUCUCUCGAUUCGAGGAGCUAGCCUUAAGCAUCCUCUUGGCUUUGAGUUAAUACCACAGAUGAGAAACUUGACAAGGCUUUCGUUGAAUGUUGGUAUGCCCAAUUGCUUGGAACCAUUAACUAAACUCACCGAACUCCGAUCUUUGUAUCUGGAGAGUAUGUUGAGUUAUAUAUCUGCCCGGGAAGUAAUCGAAAUUAUAGAAAACUGCAAGAAGCUAGAGUUCCUGUACUGUUACUACAUAGAUCACGCUCAUGAACCCCAUAAUUCCAUUGCGAAUAUCUUCAAAGCGAUCAAGUCAAGCCGAGAUCCCAGCAUUCAGAAGCCUUUGCAGCUAUAUUCAUAUCUGGAUCCUCCGCUGUCGGAUGAUAAUAAAGAACUCAUCGAUAGUGCAUACUUCGUAUAUCGCCGGCUGUAGACAACCAAAU
Molecule: messenger RNA, 967 nt
Organism: Drosophila serrata
Lineage: Eukaryota; Metazoa; Arthropoda; Insecta; Diptera; Drosophilidae
Molecular function (GO): protein binding
Source: RefSeq, a predicted model, not a curated record